CUCUGCCUUCCCUUCCCUUGCAUUGCUAUUGUCUUAUAAACUUUUCUCAUACCAUUCCUUAUCCCCCAAUAAUGGCCGAGGCAACGCCCAUGUUGCCACACUUUCUCAUCCUUCUUUCUCUUUACCUCGUCAUUGCAAAUGGUGUUCACUCUUAUGACAAGAAGAGCUUCAACUUGCAGAGGAAACAGCAACAUGGUACCCCAGGGUGCCACCUCCCCGAAUCAAGAAGGGAGAAAGGUGCUGUUAUACUUGAAAUGAAAGACAAGGGUCAUUGCUUAGAGAGAAAAGCUGAUUGGCUUGAGAAACAGUUGGAACUGGAUGCUCUCCACGUUCGUUCAAUUCAAAAUCACAUUCGAAAAAAGACCUCUAGCCAAAUUGAAGAUGCCUCGGAAACCCAAGUUCCAUUAACUUCAGGCAUAAAAUUCCAAACUCUAAACUACAUUGUGACGAUGGGAUUGGGUAGCCAGAACAUGACCGUCAUAGUAGACACUGGAAGCGACCUAACAUGGAUCCAAUGCGAGCCUUGCCAAUCAUGUUAUAAUCAGAAAGGACCUUUAUUCAAACCUUCUACCUCCCCUUCCUAUCAAUCAAUUCUGUGCAAUUCCACAACCUGUCAAUCUCUUCAAUUGACUACCGGAAACUCAGGAGCAUGUGAUACUAGUCCAUCAAAUUGUGGCUAUGUGGUUAACUAUGGUGAUGGAUCAUAUACUAGUGGUGAGUUGGGAAUUGAGAAGCUGAGUUUUGGAGGUACUUCAGUGAGUAAUUUUGUAUUUGGAUGUGGAAGGAACAACAAAGGUCUAUUUGGAGGAGCCUCAGGCAUUAUGGGGUUGGGAAGAAGUGACCUCUCAAUGAUAUCUCAAACGAAUGCUACAUUUGGAGGAGUUUUUUCAUACUGUUUACCUUCAACUCAAGUUGGAGCUUCUGGCUCAUUGGUUAUGGGUAAUCAAUCUGGGGUUUUCAAAAAUGUUACUCCAAUUGCCUACACUAGGAUGGUUCCUAAUGUUCAGUUAUCCAACUUUUAUAUACUCAAUCUCACUGGCAUUGAUGUUGGUGGUGUGGCUGUGCAAGCUUCAAGUUUUGGAAAUGGUGGGGUAAUACUUGAUUCUGGGACAGUGAUCUCAAGACUGCCUCCAUCUGUGUACAAGGCUGUGAAGGCAAAGUUGUUGGAACAGUUUUCUGGUUUCCCUUCAGCACCAGGAUUUUCAAUUUUGGAUACCUGCUUUAAUCUCACAGGGUAUGAGGAUGUAAGCAUACCUACCAUAAGGAUGCAUUUUGAGGGCAAUGCUGAGAUGAAUGUGGAUGCAGCUGGCAUAUUCUAUUUGGUUAAACAGGAUGCUUCGCAGGUUUGUUUGGCCCUUGCAAGUCUUUCUGAUGAAUAUGAAAUGGGGAUCAUUGGGAACUAUCAGCAGAGGAACCAAAGGGUGAUAUAUGAUGCCAAACUCUCUAAGGUGGGAUUUGCAGGAGAGCCUUGCAGCUUCACUUGAGUAGGUCAUAUAACUAAGAUAGGUGUCUUACUGGGGAUAUAAUUCUUCAAGCUAGUCUAAAAUUAAGUAACAUGUGGCAGUAACAUCUUCCGGUUACAGAUAACUGUAUUUUCCUUUUUGAGCAAGUACUAGACAUAAGAUAAAUGUCUGGCUUAUUUUGAAUGUGAUUGUGUUUUAAACUUCUAUUUGUAAACCAAAGGUGGUUUAAUUGGAUUGUAAAUUGACUCGUAUUAAGUUUCUUGAAUUUAAGAUAUUGUAGCAGUAGUAAAAUAAAGUACAGAGACUACAUAUAUUAGUUAGCAUCAGUUA
Messenger RNA from Cajanus cajan (pigeon pea), 1793 nucleotides. Its product is annotated as Eukaryotic aspartyl protease family protein. The record is from RefSeq and is a predicted model, not a curated record. Gene Ontology annotation, molecular function: aspartic-type endopeptidase activity. Gene Ontology annotation, biological process: proteolysis. Lineage: Eukaryota; Viridiplantae; Streptophyta; Magnoliopsida; Fabales; Fabaceae.